Molecule: messenger RNA, 990 nt
Organism: Brenthis ino (lesser marbled fritillary)
Lineage: Eukaryota; Metazoa; Arthropoda; Insecta; Lepidoptera; Nymphalidae
Source: the annotation of a GenBank genome assembly
AUGGCAGACAGAGACACAGAUGAAUUAAACAUCGAUAACGUAAUAAAAAAAUUAUUAAAAGUGCGAGGCGAGAAGCCUGGCAUGAAUGUACAGUUAACGGAAAUCGAGAUUAAAGGGCUAUGCUUGAAAUCCCGAGAAAUAUUUCUGUCACAACCGAUAUUACUUGAAUUAGAAGCACCGUUAAAAAUAUGCGGUGACAUUCAUGGACAAUACUAUGAUUUGUUAAGACUGUUUGAGUAUGGUGGCUUUCCACCAGAGUCAAAUUAUUUGUUCCUCGGAGACUAUGUGGACCGCGGCAAGCAGUCACUCGAGACGAUAUGCUUGUUACUCGCGUACAAGAUCAAAUAUCCAGAGAACUUCUUCUUAUUAAGAGGGAACCAUGAGUGUGCUAGCAUUAAUAGGAUUUAUGGAUUCUAUGACGAAUGCAAAAGGAGGUACAACAUCAAGUUAUGGAAAACUUUCACGGAUUGCUUCAACUGCUUACCAGUCGCUGCGAUAGUUGACGAGAAGAUCUUCUGUUGUCACGGCGGCCUCUCCCCCGACCUGCAAGCCAUGGAACAAAUACGGCGGAUCAUGCGGCCCACCGACGUGCCGGACCAGGGGCUGCUGUGCGAUCUGCUUUGGUCCGACCCGGACAAGGACACGGCCGGAUGGGGAGAGAACGAUCGUGGUGUCAGCUUUACAUUCGGCACAGAGGUUGUGGGCAAGUUCCUGUCUAAGCACGAGUUCGACCUGAUCUGCCGUGCCCAUCAGGUGGUGGAGGACGGCUACGAGUUCUUCGCGAAGCGACAGCUCGUUACACUCUUCUCUGCGCCCAACUACUGCGGCGAAUUUGAUAAUGCUGGCGCCCUCAUGUCCGUGGACGAGACGCUGAUGUGCUCGUUCCAGAUUCUGAAGCCGGCGGACAAGCGCAAGCUGUACUCGGGCCUCAACAUGGGCCGCCCCAACACGCCGCCGCGCGCGCAACCCAAGAAUAAGAAGAAAGAUAUA